Messenger RNA from Haemonchus placei, 936 nucleotides. NCBI's taxonomy places the organism in Eukaryota, Metazoa, Nematoda, Chromadorea, Rhabditida, Trichostrongylidae. The record is from the annotation of a GenBank genome assembly.
AAACGUGAAAUUGUCAUAAAAACGUCUGUCCCAAAGCUUGGUUUGCAACACUACUCGUCUUACUACCCAUUUAAGGAACUACUAGCCCAAGUAUCAUAUGUCUUCACGAAUUCAAAUCCAUAUCUCGACUAUCCUCGCCCAACAAUCCACAAAUCCAUCGACAUCGGUGGAAUUGCCGUAUCGCUCGAUUCGAGUCGCAACAAACUACCAAAGAAACUUGACGAAAUUAUCAAUUUGAGGGAAAAGAAUGUGAUCAUUUCCUUCGGUACCGUAGUGAAGUCAUGUUAUAUGCCGGAUGAAUACAAAAAAUCUCUUUUGAAAGUGUUUGAGAUGAUGCCUGAUACGACAUUCAUCUGGAAAUACGAAAUUGAUGAUUCUGAAAUGAUCAGAAACCUGUCAAACGUCUACCUAAGCGCUUGGCUUCCACAAAACGCUAUUCUAGCGGAUUCACGAAUAACUGCAUUCGUCACCCACGGUGGUCUUGGCAGUACCACGGAAAUCGCCUAUAUGGGCAAACCAGCAGUUAUGGUGCCAUUGUUUGCUGAUCAAAUUCGGAAUGCAAAUAUGUUGGCAAAGCACGGUAGCGCGAUAGUACUGGGGAAAUACGACUUGGGCAAUGCUGACAAGUUACUGUCCGCUAUAGAGAAUGUAAUCAAUGAUAAAAGUUAUACAACGAAUGCCAAGUUGCUUGCCGAUAUGCUUCUCAAUCAGCCAAUAAGUUCUAAGCAGUUGAUGCUCCGACAUGCAGAAUUCGCAGCUCGUUUCGGACGCAUACCAAAUCUGGAUCCCUAUGGACGUCAUUUGACAACGAUACAGUAUUACCUUAUUGAUCUGAUCUUCCUAGCGAUAAUUGCAUUAGUUUCUAUUGUUAUCGUAUCCUAUCUUGCUCUCAGAACCAUUUACCGAUUGACUGUUCCUAAGACAAAAACUGAUUAA